This is a messenger RNA of Paramacrobiotus metropolitanus, 1309 nucleotides long. Its product is annotated as dnaJ homolog subfamily C member 5-like. Lineage: Eukaryota; Metazoa; Tardigrada; Eutardigrada; Parachela; Macrobiotidae. The transcript is spliced from 7 exons. The coding region runs from base 380 to 955 and encodes 191 amino acids. The record is from RefSeq and is a predicted model, not a curated record.
GGUCGGAAUAUUUUUCUGACUUUUGAUUUUUGAGUCGCGUUUUACGUUUCUCCGACUUUACCGUUGGCACCAGAAAAACCAACUGUCUUGAAAACAUUGUACUGGUGUUAUCGCGCCUAAUUCAUCCGUUCUCUUCGUACUAUUCGCUGUUCCCAUAUUUACUGCAUUACUUCACGGCUGCCAUGUAACAGACCGUUGAUCUGGGGACUGUGCAGCAUUCUCUGUGUUUCGCUCUGAUCUCGAAGAGCCCAGUUUUGCUGGGGUUCUUGGGCGGAUUGCUGACUCACUCGUGCUUCGGUGGUACUACCCCCUUGUUGGCCGUCUAACUGGGAAUCUGGGAUAGUUUUCUGGGCGGUGUGGGAGCCAUAGCUAGGGAAGAAUGGUCCGUCAGAAGCGCGUGAAAGCUCCCGAGAGGAAAUUAUCCACGGCGGGCUUGUCGCUGUACCAGACGCUGGGGAUUAAGAAGGAGGCCUCGCCCGAGGAAGUUAAACGGGCCUACAGAACGAUGGCAUUGCGCUACCAUCCCGAUAAAAAUCCCGAUGAUCCCAACGCACAAGAAAAGAUUCGUGAUGUGAAUUUCGCCAACCAGAUCCUGUCGGAUGUGAAGAAACGCGAAUUAUACGACGCCUACGGAUCCAUGGGUCUGAGCGUGGCCGAGCAGAUCGGUGAGGAUAACGUGCGGCUGUAUUUCUUUGCUCAAGGCAAAUGUUUCAAGGCGUGUAUGAUCCUGUGCGGGAUCUUCACCGGAUGUUUCUGCUGCUUCUGCUGUUGCUGCUGCUGUCGUCCCUGCCGCAAGGCCACCGCCGACACCGACAAGGACGCCGAGAACCAGGCCCCGGACAACAACGACACCUUCGACGCGAAAUUCGACGCCAACCUGGCCGACGGCGAAGGCACACCGCGCGGCUUCGAGCACGAACAGUCCUCGCCGCGCAGCGACCAACCGCGGAUGUAGCCUCCAACCGCCCGGAGCUGGCGGCUCCCGUUGCACAGCUUCCGCGUGUUGUUUUUUACCUUUUUCUCUCUUUGUACUAACUGAACGGCGGAAAGCGCCGGCCGGAUGAUAAUGUUGAUCCAGCUGUUGGAAUUUUUUAUUAUUUUUUCUUUUGACGCAGCACAGUUGUGAUGGUUGUCAGAGAGCGGUGCCAUGUAUGUUUCGGGAACGUGCCAAGUUGCGAUUGCCUCUGCGUUGGGUCGGCUGCCCCCCUUUGACCGUUUUGUGAUUACAUAAACCCCCCUUCAGUUGAUUUUAAUUGCCGUUUGAUAAAUGCUUGAUGCAAGCCAAAGAAGCACAACAAGAAAGCACUGC